CAGUGUGCAUGUCGCUAUAUGUAUAUAUUCGCUGCCCAAUAAUAUAAUUUAAAGUUCGGCAGAUGAAUCUUUUUUUAAUAAUCAUAUCAAGCAGCUUACUUAGUCAUCAUAAAUUGCAUGUUAAAUUUCUGUUUUAGGUGGAAUUUCUCCAGAUGGGGAGGUGGAUUGGUCACCUGACGAGACUACAACCAGCUGGGUAAACAUGGCGUCUGUCUCUGGAUGUGAAAAUUACAUGUAGCGCUCCUGUCUGUUAAAGGUGUCACUGUCGCACCAGCGUCCCGUUUUACAGCCCAGAACACGGUAACGUGAUGAAGAGGAGGCGAGGAGAGAUGAAGGGGAGAAGGAGAGGAGCGCUUCACUGAUGCUGCUGAAUGUUUUUUCUCCUUGCAUAGCAUGAAUGGUCUGAUGUCUGCCCGGACUCUGAUUGGCGCAGGAUAAUUGCUUUUGUUAACAGAGGCAGUGAUUUGUAUUUCCGUGAAGGUGUUUGCUUUUAUUUUAUCUGACAAAUAUCAAGACUCUUGUUCUGUGGGCUCUCUUCAGCAGGGGCGCAGCUGGAUUUUGGGCCCACCCUGCUCUUGGACCCCCUUUUAAAAAUUAUAUAAUCAGUGUGAUUUUUGUGUGGGGCCCUCUCCCGCUCUUCUAACCUCACUAACAAAUGUGCAGCAGAAUGAUCAUACUGGCUACCCUCCACCGCUGUGCCCUGACUGCUGGUUUAUGACUGGUAACUGUGCUGCGCUGUGUGUUGUGUCUCUCAUGCCUUGCUCAACAACACCACUAUGAUAGGCUCACCUGACGUGGUGGCAUUCACUAAAGACGAUGAGUAUGGGCAGACAACUCCCGACCCGUGGGCUCUGCCCGAGGAGUUCUCUGUCCCUCUCCAUCCGCUUGCUGACUCCAACCCCUGGGCUAAAACCUCUUACGCCAAGUUCACCAAAGACUUCAUCCUCAUCUCUGAGUUCUCUGAGCAGGUGGGCCCUCAGCCGCUCCUCACCAUCCCCGACGACCCCAAAGUCUGUGGCACCUUCGAUCUCAACUACUUCUCCCUGCGCAUCAUGUCAGUGGACUACCAAGCCUCCUUUGUGGGACACCCGCCUGGGAGUGGCUACCCAAGGCUCAGCUUUGUGGAGGACUCGAGGGUGGUGCUGGGUGACUCAAAGGAAGGGGCGUUUGCCUACGUCCAUCACCUCACGCUUUACGACCUGGAGGCGAGGGGCUUUGUUCGACCAUUCUGUAUGGCCUACGUCUCAGCAGACGAAAGGAAGAUCAUGCUGCAGUUUCAGGAGCUGUCCCUGCGCUUCUCACAGGCCUCUGAGUGUCUGAAAGCCGGGAACAGGAGAGCGUUUGCCAAGGAACUCCAGAGGAAGCUCCAAGACCUGGAGUACACUCACUCUGUGCUGCAGAAGGAGGAGGGCCUGCAGAGAGAGGCGAGUCCUCAGUGCAUGUACUCCGCUCAUGCUGUCGAGAAAGCCAACGAGCUUGCGAACGUGGAGAAGAGCAUCUACGAACACAGAGACCUGCUGAGACAGAUCAGCUCCUACCAUCACCGCCCACGCCGUGAUCCUCAUGCUGUCACCUGUCAGAAGUGUGUCACUGAGUGCUUGAGCGAGUGCGAGCAGCUGUUAGAGAAAUACGCCAAGCUUGCCAACCCCUUCAAAUACACUGACAAAAAGGAGAAGGGGGAGGAAGGGCAGGGUCCAGUUGAUGAUGAAGGAGGUGAACAAGAAGUGGAUGAGGAUGAAGAUGAAGUCAUUAAACGCAGGCCCUCCUACACGCCACAGCUGAUCAAAGCCAAGUCCGCGAAGUGUUUUGACAAGCGCCUGAAGACGCUGCAAGAGCUGUGUGACGAUACGUUCUACGAGGCCACUGUUGAGCUCCUGAAGGAGACUGAGAGGAGUUUCCGGGGAGACCUGUGUUACCUGCACACACGCCGCCUGGAGAGGGCACUGUGCAGGAAACAGAGAGUUACCAACUUCCUGUUUGAGGAGGACCUCGGUGAUGAUGAGGAGGACGUAGGGGGAACACUGAGACCAUUCUGUGCUGUGAACCAUGCUGUAGAUAACUUUACACUCUUAAAUCCACCUCCUAUUGUGCUGGGACCAGAACCUCUAGAGCUGCAUGUCCUGGAGCCUCCAGACCCUCUCAACCGUACUCAAGAGAGUGAGCUCGGGAUUGCGGACAAUCUGGAGUCCUCCCCUUCGGACCAGACUCUGGAGACCCAGGAGAGCUCCGAGGAGACCAAAGGAAGCUUCAGCAGCGAUAAGAGCGGGGUGGGUCUUGCCGAGAUCCAACAGAAUCUAUCAAGUAUGAAGUCAGAAGCUCCUGAUCCUGAUUCUGACUUGACCCCUGACCCUGAUCAUAACACUGACCUGGAGAGGGAGAGCAGCAGUGAGGAGAUGGAGACCACUGCUGGGGAUGAUGACGGAGACGAGACACCUGUGUCUUUGCUGGAGGUGGUGUCUGAGCUGGAGGCCAGCAGGGAGGACGAGUGUGAUGGAGUUACUGACGGGGCUUGUGAGGAGGAGUCUGACUUGUUGGUUCCUUUAGAUACAGCAUGCUGUAUGGCCCAAGAGGGUUUCCUUUAUGAGGCUUCUGCCCCGGAGGCGGUGUCUCGUCUUGGCCAAAGCCCCCAGCCGCAGCCCUGUGAAACCCUGGUGGUCAACCAGGAGCCCCAGGCCCUCCUUCCACUACAGGAUGACUACGCGGUGGGUUCUCCCUGCUCAGACAGCCCUGCAGCUGGGCUCGAGCUGCCUGUCGGGCCCCUUGGAGAUGCGGUUUCCCGUACCUCAGUGGAGGAUGGGUCAGACUGUACCAUGAGUGCUUCUACAGGGUCUGAUCGGGCUGCUUCUCCUCUUGGCUAUGGGGGAGUGGUGACCCUGCGUCAGAGGAAGAAGGCUGGACAAGGAGCCUUGAGGUUUGUGCGACAGUACCCCUUUGCGAUGCAAGCUCUGUGGUGUCUGCUGAGCGGCAGGACCCUGGUGGUGCUCGGGGCAGAUGAGGGGAGAGUCCGCAGACUGGUUGCUGCUCUGGCCCUCUUCGUGCCUGGUCCUGGGAAGUGUGGUGAGAGGGUUCAAGCCUGGCUGUCCUGCUCCUUCACCCUUACUGACCUGCAGAGGUGGAAACUCAUUGGAUUGCAAAGAGUAGCCUCCCCUGUGGGCUCCAGCAUGCUUUACUCGCUGUCCCGCUACAGUCGCUACAUCUCCAUCCUGGAUGCCGACCAGAAGACCUUGCGCUGUCCGCCGUAUCGUGGCCAACUCCUCGCCAACAUAGCCGACCACCGCACUUACAUCCGCCGUGGCUCCACCUACUUCCUUCACUUACAGAGCACCCUCUGUCACAUGGCAGCCAGGGCCUUCCUGUUUACCUUCACCCACCACCUCCACCUGCCGGUCAGCCCCACGGACGGGCCCGAGGUCGUGGAGGGCCGACGCCGCUGCUUCCUGCAGGAGCAGCUGGGGCUGGGAGAGGAGGACAGCCAAAUACUGCUCUACCUCAGCCAGCUCAUCACUCAGCAGUACCUACAGCCCGACACCGGGAGCAGUGCAGCAGCACCUUGUUUUAGUUUUAAUUACACUACCAGCGUUUUAUACAAAAUCUGAUACUGGGGCGAGGAUUCCCACAUACGUUUUAGCAAUCAUCUUUGACCCUUUGGUUUUUAAAGGUGAUCUUAUAAAGGUCUACGGCUAUUUUAGUUUCAGGACAAACUCUGCACUGGUUAUUGUUUUAUCUGUGUAAUCUCUCUCUGCCUUGCUGUCUAUUUCUCUGGUCUCUCCCUUUCCUCUGUGCGCAGGAAACAGGAGACAGAGUGAGUUGUGAAUGUCAGUGAGUGGGUUCACUUUGCCUGUGUUUGGUUCACACGUUGACCCUCACAAACACACAUAACAGAGCAGACGAAGGUCGGCUCUGCUUAUUUUCCUUUUAGUCAUUUGUGUGUUUUUCACCUCCACUGAAAAAAAUGUUACCUACAAAGGCUUGUUGAAAGGGAUAGUUCAGAUUUUUUAAAGCAGGGUUGUAAGAGGUACUUAUCCACAGUCAUGUUAUUACCGACAGUAGAUGGCGGUUGGCAGAAGGUAUUUUAGCCACCUAAAAAAAAUAUGUAUCACUUUAAAUGUACAUUAUAUUUAGAAUAUUUUCUCUAUUUGCUCUAUUCAAAGCCACCAAACUCCAUUGAAAAAUACAGUAACUUUAAGUUGCAGAACACAGGAGUAACUGCUUUACUGCUGCUUCAAUCGGUUAGUUUGUUUGUGUUAUUUUGUGACUUUGGAUAAUCCGAACUAACCCUUUAAAACACCAAAGUCACACAAACAAAGUAACUGAUCGAGGCAGCAGUAGACCAGUAACUCCUGUGCUCUGUGAAGUAAAAUCACUUGUUUUGUCAAAAAGGGUCUGGUGGCUUUGAAGAGAGCAUAAAUAAUGGCCUCAGUUCCUUGUCAGAAAUCGCUGUUUAACAGCAAUGUUUAUUAUAUCAAAACCCUGCCCUCAGCCGUACAUACACCGAUCAGCCACAACAUUAAAAUCACAAACAGGUUCACUGGAACAACAUUUAUCAUCUUGUUACAGUACAACGUUCUGCUAGGAAACCUUUGGCCCUGACAUCCAUGUAGAUGUCACCUGACACGCUCCACCCUCUCAAACACCACUGCAGACCAAGUAUGCCCAUUCAUGGCAACAGCAGGCUCUCCCAGCAGGACAGUGUACGUCACACUGCCCAAACUGUUCAGGAUUGGGCUGAGGAAUGUAACAAAGAGCUCAAGACGUCAACCUGGCCUCCAAAUUAGCCAGAUACCGAUCUGAUCGAGCAUCUGUGGGACGUGCUGGUACCCCACCUUGCAACCCACAGGACUCAAAGGAUCUGCAAGCGCCUUGGUGCCAGAUACCACAGAACAACCCCUAGAGGUCCUGUAUCCAUGCCAAUCAGUUUGGGAUCUGGGGAGAUUGGAGGCCAGGUUGACGCCUUGAGCUCUUUGUCACAUUCCUUGGGCCAUUCCUGAGCAGUUUUUGCAGUGUGCUGUGGUGCAUUGUCCAGCUGUGGGGGCCAUUGCCAUAAAGGGGUGUACUUGGUCUGUGGUGGUGUUUGAAAGGAUGGUGUGUAUCAAAUAGCAUCCAUAUGAAUGCUAGGACCAAAGGUUUCCCAGUAGAACAUUGCAUUGUAACAAGAUGAUCAAUGUUAUUCACUUCAUCUGUCAGUGGUCAGUGCUCCAGCACUUCAAACUACGGUCAUGCCAGUUGCCAUCUACUGUGGGCAAUACACUGACUAUGGUUAACUACCUCACACAACACCACUUAAAAAAAAAUCCAAACUAUUCCUUUAAGGUCAGUUUCCCCACCCCUCCUAACACACACACACACACACACACACACACACACACACACAUCGUGUAACAAAACUCAAUCCAACAUGACUGUCUGAGUGUCAUAAUUGCUGGUCUGACCUCAGCUAAGCCCACCAACACCCACCAAUCAGUGAGCAGUUUCUCAGCUAUGACAUCAUCUCAGCUAUAUGUAAACAUGUUUUUCAGGAUUACUGUAACAAACAUCACAUAUGCUGACAUUUUCUGCCUGUGGAGAACACACGUCUCUGAAACUGUCCCUAAAACCUCAGUAGGCGGCUUGUUGCAGCUGGUUUUGUGACACGCCUCUUUCUUUAAAAAAACUACUACAUACCUUCCAAAGGCCAAAACCUUUCUGAAGCCUAUCCUUUAAAUAUUUCUUUCUUGAAUCAAUUUUAACAUACAUUCCUGCAUUAAUGUCGAUUUUGUUCCAAGUAGAGACACAAUGUUGGAUUUUAGCUGAGUAGAUUUGACUUUUUGAGAGCAUGGAGUAAACAUUCCCAGCUUCCAGGCUGUGAUGCAUGAGGAAGUGUAUUUGCUGUGUGAAUUAGAUCCAGUCGGCCCCCACGUGAGAUAUUUGCAUGUGCAGAAAUAACGUCAUCACGACACAUACUCACCCAUGCUGGGCAGCUGCAGCCAAAAUCUGUCGCUAUUAGCUAAGUGCUGGCCAGCAUUUUCAUGGAUAUUACUCACAUGGUCAGGAACAUUUUAACGCUACUUAACCUAAAUGUAUUGAAUUUCACUGUUGUCUUAAAGUUGUGUGAGAGUGUUGUGGUGUCAGCAUGAGACUGUCUUGUGCCAGGGUGAUUCACCAUAUUGAUAAUAUUUCUGUUUCGUUGUAUUUGGAUGAACUGACUUGGGAGACGAUGCUGAACAGUUUAAGAAGAUGUUACUGAGACGGUGAUGUUGUGUUUGUAAAGAUUUUAUUAUGGGAGCAAAAUUAUUUCCUGUGCCAUCACAAGCAAAGCUCUAACACUUGAAUUAGGACAGUUGCCUAUUAUUUAUUUUCUUCUCAACAACCCUUGCUGGAUGUGUGAACAAAACUCAACUGUUCUGUAUUUAUUGCUUUGGGACACAAUUUGGAUCAUGACCAUCAUGCUGAGAUUUUCUUUUCGGAGGAUGCUGAAGAAUUUCACAAGUAUAAGGAGUUUUUUUUUUUUUUUUAUCAUAGCGGCCAGUGCAACAAUACUGAAGAGGCGUCUUUGAUAGUAUUUUAGAUUUUACUGUUCCUAAUUCUGUGGUGUCAGUGAUGGAGCUGUAAUUCUGUAUCUAGAAUGGUACGUGUACUUGUGACUACAUGGUCAGAGUUUUUAAUGUGAAAGGUCAAACAAUGUGGGAUCAUGGCUGCUGUCCUUCCUGCUACGAACAAGACUCAUAUUGAUUUUAAAGGAAAACUUCUACCCCAAAUGAACAUUUGUAUAUCAGUUACUCACCCUGUGUUAAGUUGAAUUUGUAAGGAAAUCUUUGUUUUUCUUGCAUGUGGUCACGAUGAACAAAGAAUCCAAAAACUGAGAAAAUUCUUGACGAACUGAAGUCAUAGGGGUCCACGUUCUUGACAGCAAAACUAUUUCAAAACAUCUGUUUACAUACUCUCAUUCAACUCAUGCAGUACAAUCUUAAUCCAGUCUAAGCAGCAACCUCAGGGGCUGGAAAAUGAAGCAAACGUAGAAGUGCUAGAAACUGCAGUUCCUCUGAUGGCCACUUGAGGCUAGCUCUUAAAGCGAGUCAGUCCCCUCAGACCCUCAUGUUAAAAAGCCCAACUUUACAGCAGAAAUAAACAUGUUGAUAGCAUGGUACAAAAAAAAAAGGUUUGGUCGCUAUAGCUAAUUUCCCCCUUCAUGACAACUGCAAGGAGGGGGCCCAGAGUCACUCAUAAUUAAGGGCAUGGCUGCUUUGAGUGACAGGUGGGUCCGUCCGUUGACAUGUUACUACCACGGCAACGUUGGUUAGGUAGCAUGGAGUAACCCAGAUUAACAAAUUUGUUAUUUCAGUGUGUUUCAGAUAGCUAGCUAACUGCUCACUUGGUUAGCAUGGUUCAUUUAUAGCCAUAGUUAACUGUGAUAGUGCUAAUGCUAAAGCUAAUUUUCACUAGCGAGAUAUG
Molecule: messenger RNA, 7428 nt
Organism: Epinephelus moara (kelp grouper)
Lineage: Eukaryota; Metazoa; Chordata; Actinopteri; Perciformes; Serranidae
Gene: smcr8a
Product: Smith-Magenis syndrome chromosome region, candidate 8a
Exons: 3
Coding region: 777-3596 (939 amino acids)
Cellular component (GO): guanyl-nucleotide exchange factor complex
Molecular function (GO): GTPase activator activity
Source: RefSeq, a predicted model, not a curated record